UUGAGAGAGACCUAAGGGAGAAAUAGAAAAUUAUAUUCGUAUGAUGGGAAGAGAGAUAGAGAUAAUAAUAUGUGAACAAGAAAAUGUCAAUAAAGAUACGAAAUAUGAGCUUUUCACAAAGAAGACGUUGUGAUAUAUUUUAAAAACGUGAGAUAUGUAUAUACGAACAGAGAUGAAAUUUAGUGGACAUACUAUUAGAGAUAUUCUAGGAUAUUAUUGUGAUAUAAUUUAGGAAACAUAUCUUAUGCAAAAGAUAUGGUAGAAUAUUGGGUUUGUUAGUUAACCUAGUAGUAUAUAUAUUUGUAUUGGCCGUGAAUAUCAAUGAGAAGAAUACAGAGUAUAUUUACAUAAUUUUCUCUGAUUUAACAUGGUAUCAGAGCCUUGUAAAGGUCUAAAUUUUUUUUAAUUGUGUUCAAUUUUCAUAAUUGACACACGAUUGUUUCUGGGUGUGUGCAUCUGUUGCUUUGCCAAAUUAUUUUUUUUCCAUUGCGUUGUUAAGAAGUUGUGAGCGAUGACUGGUGGUGAAGGCUCAGGUGGCGAUGGAGGCAAAAGUGGUGAUGGAGGCAAAGCUAAGGUGGACAUGACUUAUUACCUAGGUUCAAGUGAUGGACCUGGAAACAUAAUUACUCCGGUUCAACUUCGGGGUGAGAAUAUGAUGAGUGGGCGAGGGCAAUUAGAACCUCGUUGAAGGCCAAACGCAAGUACGGGUUUAUUGAUGGAUCCGUCAAGAAACCGACGAAUGCUGACAAACUAGAUGAUUGGGUGGAUGUUCAUGCGAUGUUGGUGGCUUGGAUUACAAAUACCUUGGACUCAUCGGUGAGAGCUACGAUUGGUGAGUAUGAAGAUGCGCAAUUAUUGUGGACGAACCUUAAAAAUCGUUUCUGCGUUGUUAGUGGGACUCGCAUAUGCCAACUCAAAUUGUCUCUGGGUGAGUGCAAACAAACUGCAUCCGAGAGUAUUGCGGCAUAUUUUGGCAGAAUUACAAAGAUUUUUGAUGAAUUGCAUACUUACAUUACCGUGCCUCAUUGUUCUUGUGGUGCGUGUACAUGUAAUAUCGUGGCACAGGUCGAACGGUUGCGUCAGGAGGAUUUAAUUCACCACUUCUUGAUUGGUCUCGACGAUGCAUAUGCUUCUCUUAGGGGCCAACUUCUAUCCCAAGAUCCCCUGCCUUCGGUGGAUAAAGCAUACCAGCAACUAGUCCAGGCAGAACGCCUCCGUGGUGGCAGUGGUGAUUCGGCAGUGGCUCGUGAAAACCCAAUGGCCUUCAAGCUGCAACAUGAACCUGCCUCCAAGCCGCAACGAUCAAGUGAUAAUUCGGAGAAAUUUUGCAAUCACUGUAAUCGGGUUGGGCAUGAUAAGACAGGAUGCUUUCAAAUUCAUGGUUAUCCCUCAUGGUGGGGCAAUCGUGGGCGUGGAGGUCGAGGAAGGGGUCGAGGAGAUUCCGGAGGGAGCAAUAGUGGUGGACGCGGGGGUGGGCGUGGCAGUGGGCCUGCUGCCCCUGUGCGUGCUAACAAAGCAGCAACACAAUCCACCGUGCAGCCGGGUGGUGCUACGACAGAUGAUGGGGCUGCGCUUGCGGGGGUCACACCGACUCAAUUACAGCAGCUCUUAGAUCAUCUUUCCUCUAUGAAACCUAAGCUUCAUGGACCUAAUGACGAGGAAGGUGAUUGGAGCGGGUGAACGAGUGGAUGGACUAUAUUAUUUCCGAGGUGUUCCAAAAGUGAAGGCUUUGAAGCUAGAAAAUGGUCGAACGACAGAAUUGUGGCAUCAACGUUUGGGGCAUCCUUCGGGAAAGGUUCUACAAAACAUCUCCCUUUUAUGAGUAGUUCUAAGAGUCUUAAGAACAAAUCAUGUGAUGUAUGCCCUAGGGCAAAACAACAUAGAAGUAAUUUUCCUAUUAGCAUAAAUAGAGCGAGUCGUUCCUUUGAACUUGUUCAUGUUAAUUUAUGGGGACCAUACAAGACUCCAUCAUCUUGUGGUUCACAUUAUUUUUUAACAAUUGUUGAUGAUUUUUCAAGAGGAGUGUGGACGUAUUUAUUGCGUAAUAAAACUGAGGUUGAAUUGAUGUUUCUGAAUUUCGUUGCUU
Chenopodium quinoa (quinoa) is the source of this 2086-nucleotide messenger RNA. RefSeq lists its product as uncharacterized. Bases 778 to 1680 code for a protein of 300 amino acids. The transcript has 2 exons. Lineage: Eukaryota; Viridiplantae; Streptophyta; Magnoliopsida; Caryophyllales; Amaranthaceae. The record is from RefSeq and is a predicted model, not a curated record.